AUGGAUAACGUGAUAUCGAACAUGGCAGAGAAUAUACUUCUGAUGAUGACACUUACGAAAAUAACAGUCGCUAGAGUAAAUCGAAAAGCAUUGAGUAAAUUACUUGCUGAAAUCAAGGACUGUUCACUUAAUGAGAAAUAUGAAACUAAAGAGGAGAAAUUGGCAUUUUUGAAUUAUACUAAAUUACCUUUAUAUUUUAUUAUAAUAAUUGCCUCUUCAAUGACAAUAGUCGAAAUAUUAUAUUACUUGAGUGGACUUACAUAUGGAAUUCAAAGUGCAAAGGAAAACGAUUCCAUGGGUUAUCAAUUGCCGUACAGAACAUUACAUAUCGCCGAUUUAAGUGACACCAGAAUUUAUGCUUUGAUCUGUGCUUAUCAAACAAUAAUCAUACCUAGUGUACUAUUCGGUUACGUAGGAUUCGAUUGCAUGUUUGUCAAUUUGUCUGUUCAAGUAAUUGCACAGUUUGCUGUAUUGUCUUAUAAGGUCAAGGCACUGUUAAAUAAUUCUGAAAAUUAUUAUGAAGGUAUGAAGGAAAUUGUUCGACGACAUUAUCAAUUGAUAAGAUUGACAGAAGCAUUGGAAAAUAACUUUAAUUACCUGAUUUUGCAGCAACUAUUGGGUACCACCGUUCAUAUCUGUAUUUGCGGUUACCAUCUACUUAUGACUAAAGAAAUGGCUGAUAAUAUGACAUUGAUCUUAUUCUUUUUGUAUGUCUCUUGUGUGAUAACGACACUUUUUAUUUACUGUUUCAUCGGCGAAUGUUUUAUACAGGAAAGUACGAAAUUUGGUAAUGCCAUUUACAAUUAUGAGUGGUAUGACUUACCGGCAAUUGAAUCGAAGUUUUUUCUUAUUUGUAUGGCACGAACGAAAAAGCCGCAAUAUCUAACGUCUGGUAAAUUUGCCGUCUUAUCCUUGACCAUCUUCACAGAUAUCGUCAAAACUUCGAUGGGAUAUUUAUCGGUAAUACGAACAUUUGUGUGA
This is a messenger RNA of Vespula vulgaris, 981 nucleotides long. RefSeq names its product odorant receptor 13a-like. The transcript has 6 exons. Gene Ontology annotation, biological process: detection of chemical stimulus involved in sensory perception of smell; sensory perception of smell. The record is from RefSeq and is a predicted model, not a curated record. Lineage: Eukaryota; Metazoa; Arthropoda; Insecta; Hymenoptera; Vespidae. Gene Ontology annotation, molecular function: olfactory receptor activity; odorant binding. Bases 1 to 981 code for a protein of 326 amino acids. Gene Ontology annotation, cellular component: plasma membrane.